CUCGGAUCUAAACAAAUGGAGAGAAAUUUUUAGUUUCCAUGGGUAAGACUUUUGUUCUGCUUCAUUAUCCCGUUUUUAAUUCCAGGUGGUUUUUAGUAUAAUUUUAUAAGUUCUAUUACAAUACUUAUGUGACCAUGCAAAAGGUCUUCAUGUACUCAGUAAUGCAAGUACUACAGCUCGAACUCUUCCUUUCUUUUGGGGUUCUUUUCUGGCUGGGCUCCUGUUUCUUCAUGUUAGCAAAGCCUCUGCUGUUUGGUUGGGGUUUUUUUAAUAACCUGUAUUUUAUUUUCCCUUUUCAGUUUGGAAUUCAGUAAUAGAACUCUUCAGGUAACUGUUUCUCUAAAAGGUAACAUUUUGGUUUUUGCAACUGUCCCGCCAGGUUAGUGAGUGGAGGAAAUCGCACAUUUAUAUAUGCGGCACAGCAGACAGUUUUAUGUAGAUUUAUCUCUUAUGCUCUUCCUUUAAGAAACAUGCAUUUUCUUCAGAUAUUUUAAAGGAAUGUCUUCCUGAUCUAAAUCAAAGUGGCAGAGUAGUCUAUAAGUGAACCCUUCUGUCUAAAAGUAACAGUUUUCAUGGUCGAUUUUAGAACACAGGAAAAAAAGCCUAACAAAUUAAGAUCUCUGAAAUGUAACUAUUUGGAAAACCUGCUGAGUCCCUCGGUUGGAAGGCAACGCAGCUUAUUCCCUGUAGCUCAAACACAACAUUAUUUUAUACUCCGGUCAUUGGCUUGUAGGGACGUAUCCACAAGGACUGAAAAAAGCUGAAAUCAAACCCCGUGGUGCUCCCGGGCACCUGCCCAUCGCAGGUCGCUGUGCCGGUCCCAGUGGCAGUACUCGGGGGGUAGCUUUGGGUGCAGGUGAGGCAGCAGCCGGGGAUGAUGCCCCAAGUUCUCCUCUCUCUGUGCAGCGCGGCCGGGCGCCCCCCGGAGCUGGAGACCCUGCGGGGCCGCAGGCGCCUCUGCCCCCCGCCGCCGUCCCCAGGCCCCUCCUGGUCCCUCCAGCCGCGGGCGGGCGGCCCAUCUCCUUGGAAAUGGCAACGGUGAGCAGGCCUGCUGAAUUAACCACGAGCUGUAAUUUAAUCUCGUUAAAAGAAAGAGACUGGGGAACCUUACCUGGCGCUGUGGGAGGCGCGGGGUAUUGCUGGGCUGAAGGCUGCAGCCUGCUGUCAUCUGCAGCAGAAGCGUAUAAUGGUAAUGAUUUAUUUAUGAGACUUUUGAAGAACAUGGUUGCAACGCAACCUUAAAACUGAUAUACUAUAAUCUCCAUUAGAUAAUAGGUCAAAUGAGAAAGCGUAACGUUUCCCUGCCCGCCGGUGCUUUGCUGGUGAACAGCCUCAGAACAGGAGGCAGAAGUUCAGGAGAUCAGAAAGAUAUUUCUACUCUCACCCAAAAUCCUGGUUCGGAGCGCAGCACGUGACAGCAAGCACCUUGCCCAGGCUUUCCCCCAACAGGUGCAGCCUGUCCAAAUACAAAAAUUAUUUACACACUGCAACUGCACUUCACAGGAGUGGUUGAGUGAUGUCACUGAAUUAACCACGAACGUCAUCUUUGCUUUGAAAUUACGGGGUCUGAUCCUCGGUAGGCGAUGUUACACUGCUCUGGCCGGGAGCUCCCUCGCUGAACCCGUAUCCCGAGGCCUCUCUGACAUGGAAGAUCCUCCACGACGCUGGGAUGCGAAGGGAGCUGAACCCAUCCCCUCUUUCUCCUCCUGCCCAGGGGCUGCGGAAGCUGCUGUUUGGGGACGUGUCCCACCGCUUCAGCUGCGAAUGGGCAAACGCACACUUCAGGUUUCACCAGCCCUGCUCCGACCUGGCCUACGCUUUGGAGGCAGAAAAGGGGGGAACAAGAGCCAUUCUGAUGGCGGUACAGGCGCACGUCAUCGCGUACCUGCUCUUCGUGAGAAACACCAGACACACUCACCUGGACAGGCUGCGCAGGGUGAGCGGGCAGGAGCAAGGCGAGGCGCUGGCGGCCGCCCUGGCAGACACUCUGUGGGCAGCAGCAGCAGGAGGAGGAGGAGGAAGGAGAGUCGUGGUCUGCCUCGCCGCAGCCGCCCACAUCGUGCCCCGUGGAGACUACGAAGCCGACAGCUUCACAGAAAGAAUCCAGCUGUUUGAGUUCUCUGAGAAAGCAGCAGCUCAGGAGUUCAUCUUUGACCAUAUAAACUGUUUCAAAGGUGAAGGAAGUCAUGGAGUGAUCCUGUUUUUGUACAGUUUACUUUUCUCUAGGACACUUGAAAGGGUCCAAGAAGAUUUAGACUGCACAGCAACCCCUCUGUUAGAGUUCAGUUUUGGAAACAUCACCUGUACACAGGCCGUGCUCAGCCUCCUCCUCACGGGCCGAGCGGGCCUGCACGAGCUCGACGGCAGCCGGGAGUCCAGCAGCGGGGCUGGUGAUGCCGGGAGGCAGCGGGGCCCAGUGGGCUACCUGUGCGGUGGCGGAGGGCCAGUGGGGUGGCAGGCGAGCCCCGGGCUGAGGACGCCCCGGCUGCCCGUCUGGCUGUGCAGUCUGGCCGGGAGGCACGGCGUCCUCUUUGGCACCGACAGCCGGCUCCUCUCCGACUGGAAAAGGGAGAGAGUCUUCCACCUGCACUUCUACAGCGGGCGGGCGAGAGCAGCCCACCUAACGAUAGACACUCAUUCGCAUCCCUGGGAAGAGGCCCGCAGCGAGGGCCCAAGCAGCCCCGGGAAGAGGCGCCCGCUUGUGGAGAUGGCGAUCAGGAGCAAGUGGACAGGCGCCAGCGUCAGCUGGAACGGGACAGAGCCCUUCUUCUGAAACUGGGCCUCCCGCUCGCUCCCGACUCCACCAAACUGCUGUCUGGAGGAGAAAAAACACUUUC
Messenger RNA from Athene cunicularia (burrowing owl), 2837 nucleotides. It is a transcript of the gene MINDY4B, whose product is annotated as MINDY family member 4B. The record is from RefSeq and is a predicted model, not a curated record. Gene Ontology annotation, molecular function: K48-linked deubiquitinase activity; cysteine-type deubiquitinase activity. Gene Ontology annotation, biological process: protein K48-linked deubiquitination. The transcript has 10 exons. NCBI's taxonomy places the organism in Eukaryota, Metazoa, Chordata, Aves, Strigiformes, Strigidae. The coding region runs from base 1670 to 2773 and encodes 367 amino acids.